CAAAAAAAUGAGCAAAAGUAAAAGUUAAUCAAGAAAUAAAGAAAAAUAUAAUGAUAAAGAAGAAUAAAACAGUACAAAAUUAUUUUUAGGAAAUUUAUCAAAAGAUGCAACAGAAAGAGAUGUAGAAAAUCUAUUUAUAAAAUUCGGCAAAAUACGAGAAAUAAAAAUCAAAUCAAAAGGGGCAAAUAAUUAUGGUUUUAUAGAAUUUGAAGAUCAUAGAGAUGCCAAAGAUGCUUUAGAUGAGUAAAAAAUAAUAUAAAAAAUAAUAGAAUUUUUAAUUAAAAAAUUAAAAUAAAAGAUACAAUAAUUAUGAAUUUAAAGGAAAAUAAUUAAGAAUAGAAUUUGGUAAUGGAGGUAGAAAAAAAAGAUUGUAAAAUUGCCAUUAUUGUGGAAGAAUUAAUCAUCAUAUGAAAGAUUGUAGAAAAAAUACGGAGAUAGUAAAUUAUAAAAAUAAAUUUAUACUUAAAAAUAAAUUUUAAAUAGAUAGAUAUAAAUGUUAUAAAUGUGGUUCAACAAGUCAUAAAUAGAAAGAUUGUAGAGAAAGAAGCAGAACAAGAUCAGCAAGUAGCAGAAGAAGAAGAAGAAGACCAUCUCGUUCAAACUCUAGAAGAAAAUAUUCACGUUCUAGCUCUGAGUCAAGAAUUAGGAAAACUUCAAGAUCUUCUGAUAGAUAUAAACGAAGAGAUAAUAGUAGAAAAAGAGAUAAUAGUAAAAGAAGAGAUACUAGUAGAAGAAGAGAUGAUAGUAGAAAAAGAGAUAAUAGCCGUAGAAGGGAAAAUAGUAGAAAAAGAGAUUAUAGUAGAAAACGUGAUGAUAGUAGAAAAAGAGAAAAUAGUAAAAAAAGGGAUGAAAGUAAAAGAAAAGAUGAAAGUAAAAAAACCGAAAAUACUAGAAGAAGAAGUUACGAAAAAAGGAGAAAUAAUAGUGUAGAAAAUAGAAGCAAAUCAAAAAAGAGAAGAAGUAAUAGUUGUGAAGAUAGAAAUAAUAAUAAGAAAAAUUUUAAUACUAUUAAUAAAAGAUCUAAUUCACCAAAAAAUAAUAAAAAUUCAUCAAGAGGAAAUUCAGUAUCUAAUUGAAAAAUAAAGAUACAAAUAAAUAAUAAUAAUAUAUAUAUAUUAAUAUUUUUUUUUUUUUUUCAUAUAUAUUAUUUAUUUUUUAAAAAUAAAUAAAAAAUAAAACAUUU
Molecule: messenger RNA, 1183 nt
Organism: Ichthyophthirius multifiliis
Lineage: Eukaryota; Ciliophora; Oligohymenophorea; Hymenostomatida
Exons: 5
Molecular function (GO): zinc ion binding; nucleic acid binding
Source: RefSeq, a predicted model, not a curated record